UCCUCACAAUCUCAACCGCCAGUGGCACCUUCUCCGAGUGCAUAUCAACAGGGAGUUGGACUUCCGAGCCCGGCACCGCCUCCAGAGAACCAGAGCUACGUCCCACCAGAGCCGCAAACGAUGAGCUACGGCCAGCAGCCCGGAAUGGGCCAGCAGCAAUAUCAAGGGCAACAAGACAUGGCAGGAGUGACGCAACAGAUGGGCCAGAUGGGAAUCGAUGGCGGCGCGGCGGCACCAGCGGGUCGCAAGAAGAAGCACCGACAUGCCUUUCACCACAUCGAACAGCCUGCUGGGGGAGCGCAGACAUAUGGCGGAGCACCAGCUGGCCAGUUCAUGAAUGGCCAAGCACCUCAGACACAACCGGGCGCCGACCCAGCAGCAGCGCCAUGGGCACAAACAACACAGCCAUGGCAAACUCAGCAAAUGCCACAGCCUGCUGCCCAAAUGCAAGCUCCGAUGCAGCCUCAAUCGCCUGUUGGGCAACCUAUCAAUAUGGGACAAAAUGGAUCACAAGCUCCUGGUGCUCAGCGAGUCAACCCACAGCUCGUACCAAGCAUACCUCUGAGCAGAGAUAUGGCUGCUGAAUGUUAUAAGCAACACGUAUACCCUACUAUGGAGCAGCGACUACCUCCUCCGGCGACUACGCCUUUGGUCGCCUUCGAUCAAGGAAGUGCUGCCCCAAAGUUCGCACGUCUGACUGUGAACUGUAUUCCUAAUUCGACCGAGCAAUUGGCAACAACUGCUUUACCUCUUGGCUUGGUACUGCAACCUCUCGCCAAACAGAUGGAUGGCGAGGCUGCUAUACCUGUGCUAGACUUCGGAGAAGCUGGCCCACCACGAUGCCGGAGAUGCCGAGCCUACAUCAACCCAUUCAUGGUAUUUGGGAAUGGCGGCAACCGGAUGACUUGCAAUCUAUGUGGACACCCGAACGAGACUGAACAGAGCUAUUUUGCACCUACAGAUCCUUCCGGCGUGCGUAUCGAUCGCCAACAACGACCGGAGCUUCUCCUAGGUACCUGCGAAUUUCUGGUGCCAAGGGAGUACUGGUCCAAGGAGCCUGUGGGUAUGCGCUGUCUAUAUUUGAUCGACGUCAGCGCAGAGAGCUGCAAUCGUGGCUUCCUCAAAGCCAUGUGCGAUGGAAUUCUGGCAGCUUUAUAUGGCGAUGAUCUUGAGCUUGAUGCUGCAGACGACGACGAGGUCGAAGAAACCGAGAAGCCUCCACGACCGAGCAAAGUUCCCCCUGGUGUCAAGGUGGGAUUCAUGACCUUCGACCGUGAAAUCCAUUUCUACAACGUGCACAAGAGACGUCCUGCACCACAACAAAUGGUGGUGUCAGACCUCGAAGACCCAUUCGCUGCCAUUUCCGGGGAUCAUCUUUUCGUCGAUGCUGGAGAAAGCAAGUCGAAUAUCGUUACCCUACUCAGUCAAUUGCCCAUGAUGUUUGAGAGGAUCAAGCAUGCCGAACCGACCCUCAUCCCGUGUUUGCAGGCUGCGCUCUCCGCUCUGCAUGACACCGGGGGCAAGAUUAUGUGCAGUCUUGCUAGUCUUCCAACUUACGGUCCAGCUCCGGCUCGUCUGACAGUCCGCGACCAACGCAUGCAGACCGCAACCAACGACCACCCGGAGCAGGAUCGAGUGCUUCUCAAGUGCGAGAACCCAAGCUACAAGAAGUUCCAAGCAGACUGCGUCAAAGCUGGGGUGGGCGUGGACUUCUUCCUCACGGCGCCUUCUGGCGGAUACCUCGAUGUAGCCUCGAUUGGAUACAUCGCCGAAAAGACUGGUGGCGAGACAUUUUACUACGCGAAUUGGGCAUAUCCACGGGAUACCUUGCGACUACAGAAGGAGCUCAGCCAUGCUUUACAGCGAGAUCAAGGUUAUGCCGCGCUGAUGAAGGUUCGAUGUAGUAAUGGUCUGCAAGUUGCACACUACAGUGGCAAUUUCACGCAACAUACGUUCGGCGCCGAUCUGGAGAUGGGAUCCAUUACCGAGGACACCUCCAUGUCUGUCACGUUCAGCUACGAUGGCAAGCUCGAGACCCGUAAUGACGCCCACUUUCAGUCAGCUCUUCUCUACACAACUGCAAGCGGCCAGAGACGCGUGAGAUGCUCCAAUGUGGUCGCCACAGUCACCGAGAACGCUCGUGACAGUAUGCGAUUCGUUGAUCAGGAUGCUGUGAUCGCCGUUCUGGCAAAGGAGUCAGCCUCCCGUGUACCAGAUCGAUCACUAGCCGACACUCGACAGUGGCUGCAAGACAAGCUCAUUGACGUUCUUGCCAUGUAUCGGAAGCACCAUUCUGGCCAACACCCAGCUGGCCAGCUUGUGAUGCCUGAGCAUAUGAAAGAGUUCGCCAUGUACGUUCUCGGCUUGAUCAAAUCUCGUGCUCUGAAAGGUGGCAAGGAGCCGAGCGAUCGACGAGUCAUGGAGCUGCGCAAUGUCAAAGGCAUGGGCGCAGGCGAAUUGAGCUUGUACCUCUACCCUCGCAUCAUCGCCAUCCACAGCCUCGACACCACCGAUGGAUUCGCGGAUGAGAACGGACAUCUCAAGAUGCCGCACGGUGUGCGAGCAAGCUUUGCAAACAUCGAAGAAGGGGGUGCAUAUCUGGUUGACAACGGGCAAGUUAUGAUACUUUGGCUACAUCAGCUUGUGAACCCCAAUCUGCUUACCGACCUGUUCGGCGAGGGAUUUGAUGAUUUACAGAAGCUGGACCCCAAUAUGAAUGCCCUACCUAUCUUGGAGACGCAUUUGAAUGCCCAAGUGCGAAACAUUCUUAUCGCACUCGAGCAAGGUGCUGGGACUGGCAGAGGCUCGAAAGGUCUCUCCAUUCAGAUUGCGAGACAGGGUCUUGACGGCGCUGAAUUCGAGUUCGCGCGUUUGCUGUACGAGGAUCGCAAUGGCGAGGCAAGCAGCUACGUCGACUGGCUUGUGCAGCUGCACCGUGGCGUGAACAUGGAGCUGAGCGGUCAACGAUCCAAGUCCGCCGCGGACACAACCAGUUCA
This is a messenger RNA of Pseudocercospora fijiensis CIRAD86, 2997 nucleotides long. RefSeq lists its product as uncharacterized. Gene Ontology annotation, cellular component: endoplasmic reticulum exit site; COPII vesicle coat. Lineage: Eukaryota; Fungi; Ascomycota; Dothideomycetes; Mycosphaerellales; Mycosphaerellaceae. Gene Ontology annotation, biological process: endoplasmic reticulum to Golgi vesicle-mediated transport; COPII-coated vesicle cargo loading; intracellular protein transport. The record is from RefSeq and is a predicted model, not a curated record. The transcript is spliced from 2 exons. Gene Ontology annotation, molecular function: zinc ion binding; SNARE binding. The annotation marks the transcript as partial.